This is a messenger RNA of Jaminaea rosea, 798 nucleotides long. RefSeq lists its product as hypothetical. The transcript has 3 exons. Lineage: Eukaryota; Fungi; Basidiomycota; Exobasidiomycetes; Microstromatales. The record is from RefSeq and is a predicted model, not a curated record. The annotation marks the transcript as partial.
GGAACCGCCUCCUUCAUCGUAUGGCUCUUUGCCCAAUCACCUCAGAUCCUCACAAACUACCAGCGCGGAUCCGUAGAUGGUCUCUCUCUCGUAUUUUUGGGCCAAUGGAUGGGCGGGGACGUCACCAAUCUGCUGGGGUGCAUCCUCACCGAUCAGCUUACCUUUCAGAAGUUGACGGCAGCUUGGUUCUGCCUCGUAGACGUCGUAUUGAUGGCUCAGUACAUUGGCAGCAGCCAUCACGGCAAUGAUGACGAGCAAGACGACUACUUUGUUCGCCGUCACCCGCAUCACGGCGACACGAGUCGACAGUCCAGUCGAAGAAACAGUCGUCCUUCGAGCCGCAAUUCUAGUAGAAGCAACAGCAGGAACACCAGCGCAGCAUCCUCACCCAGAUUAGGCUACACCAGCUCACGACAGCACAGCAACUCGAGCGCCCAUCGACAUUUGGCUCAUACAUUGUCCACCCUCUUGUCAGGAACUUCUCCAGCGCCACCACCCGACGCCCCUGCUCCCUCGCUGCUCCUCCUCGGCCGCCUCCUCUCGUGGCUGUGCACGCUCCUCUACCUCACCUCACGUCUUCCGCAGAUAUACGAGAACCACACGCGCCGAUCUGUCGCAGGCCUCUCCAUCCUCCUCUUCAUCAGCGCAUUCGUUGGAAACGCCCUUUACGCAAUCAGCAUCCUUACAAGCCCGCUCAUGGAUGCCGAGGACGAUGGAGGAGACUAUUUCCGCGAAUGUAUGCCCUUUCUCUUGGGAAGCGCCGGUACACUCGUCUUUGAUGCGGUGAUCCUGGGCCAG